Salvia miltiorrhiza (redroot sage) is the source of this 2396-nucleotide messenger RNA. RefSeq names its product probable methyltransferase PMT23. The record is from RefSeq and is a predicted model, not a curated record. The coding region runs from base 407 to 2215 and encodes 602 amino acids. Gene Ontology annotation, molecular function: methyltransferase activity. The transcript is spliced from 8 exons. Gene Ontology annotation, cellular component: cytoplasm; endosome; trans-Golgi network. Lineage: Eukaryota; Viridiplantae; Streptophyta; Magnoliopsida; Lamiales; Lamiaceae.
GAUGUAGUUUCUCCAUGGCGGGUCCUCAUUGAUUUGAAUAUUUUCCCAUGUUCAAUAAAUAGAUUUGUUCCUGCCCUGCAGAUGCUUUAUAAUUUAUGAACAAAUAAAAUAAAAUAAAAUAAAAUAAAAUAAUUCCUCUUAUCUCUCUCCAUCCCCUCCUCUGUUUAUCUCCUCACCAGCCAAAAACCUACUGCAAGUGCAAUCCAUAAUGAUGAAUAAUUAAAUAAGAAAAUCUGCAUCUCUCUCUCUUUCUCUUUCAAAGAAACACUCAAUUCUCUCCCCAAAUCAAUGUCACCACUUUCUCUUUCCACCUCAACAGCCGCCAUUUCGAUUUGAGAAUCCAGAUCUCUCUCUGUCUUAGGCAAUCAAUCAAGAUCUUGAUAGAUCUCCAUUAUUGAAUUGGAAAAUGGCCGCGUUAUCAGUGCCCAGCAUCUUAAAAGAGAAGAAAUUCCCCUUCGUAUUCGCCUUCUUCUUGCUGCUCAUACUAGUCACCUUUCUACUCAUCUCCAACUCCCAGUCCCCAAUCCCCAUCGCCACCAAUCUCGCCGACCAGCCCGACGCCUUCUCAGCCGUGUCUCCUGACAUCACCGCCGCUCCGCCGCCGGCCAACCUCUCUUCGUCAAGCAACGCGGUCGGUAGCCCCCCUCCUGCGGCGGCGGAGGCCGGGCGUGUUGAUUAUCAGGCUGUGGAGUGGGAGCUGUGCAAGGGAGGGGCUGUGGAUUUCAUACCCUGCUUGGAUAAUUGGAACGCGAUAAAGGAGCUGCAUUCCCGGCGGCAUAAGGAGCAUCGCGAGCGGCAUUGCCCCGACCCGCCGCCGAGGUGCUUGGUUCCUCUCCCCGAAGGUUACAGAGUUCCGGUUCCUUGGCCCAAGAGCAGGGAUAUGAUAUGGUACAACAAUGUUCCCCAUCCCAAACUUGUAGAAUACAAGAAGGAUCAGCGUUGGGUGGUUAAAUCGAGGAACUAUUUUGUUUUUCCUGGUGGCGGUACUCAAUUCAAGAACGGUGUCAAGCAUUACAUUACAUCCAUUGAAAAGAUGUUACCAGCGAUUGAAUUUGGGAAGAAGACGAGGAUAGUUUUAGAUGUUGGCUGCGGUGUAGCUAGCUUUGGUGGUGCUUUGCUGGACAGAGAUGUUGUGACUAUGUCAUUUGCUCCAAAGGAUGAACACGAGGCUCAAAUUCAGUUUGCUCUUGAACGGGGUAUUCCAGCUAUUCUCUCAGUCAUUGGAACACAGAAGCUGACAUUUCCUGAUAAUUCUUACGAUGUAGUCCACUGUGCAAGGUGCCGGGUUCACUGGGAUGGCGACGGUGGAAAACCGUUGUUGGAACUGAACAGAAUUCUUAGGCCUGGAGGGUAUUUUAUAUGGUCGGCCACACCAGUCUAUAAGAAGGAUGAUAGACACAAGAGUAUCUGGCAAUCUAUGGUAGCCCUGACAAAGUCAAUUUGCUGGAGCGAAGUGGCAAAAGUUUCUCCUAGUGGUGCUAAUGAUGUUGGAAUAGUUAUAUACCAAAAGCCCAUUACAUCUUCCUGCUACAAGAGUCGCAAAGAGCAGAAUCCACCUCUUUGUGAUCAGAGUAGGCCCAACAGUUCAUGGUACGCGCCUCUGGACAGUUGCCUAGUGCCACCUACAGGCGAGUCCUACGCAUGGCCUUCACCCUGGCCACAGAGGCUCAAAGAUAAACCUCAAAGCCUCUCUGAGCCAGAUGCUGAAGAAAGCUAUAGAGCGGACACCACUCACUGGUCUGCACUUGUCUCGGAGGUUUAUCUUGGAGGUCUCAGUAUAAAUUGGUCGAAUUUGAGAAAUGUUAUGGAUAUGAACGCACGCCAUGGAGGGUUUGCUGCUGCACUUGUUAAUCUACCUAUAUGGGUAAUGAAUGUUGUACCCAUUCACGAAUCAGAUACUCUACCGGUCAUUUAUGAUCGAGGGCUGAUUGGUGUUUAUCAUGACUGGUGUGAAUCAUUCAAUACAUACCCUCGAACAUAUGAUCUUCUGCACUCGAGUUUCCUCUUUGCAAAUUUGAGUAAGAGGUGCGAUGUAAUUGAAGUAGCUGCAGAGAUGGAUCGUAUAUUGAGACCCGACGGAUACCUGUUAGUUCAAGACACAGUGGAAAUGCUUAACAAGAUCGCCCCCAUUCUGAAAUCCCUUCAUUGGACAGUAAAUUUACAUCAAGAUCAGUUUCUUGUUGGUAAGAAAGGUUUUUGGAGGCCAGGUACAUGAGCUAGACCUUAGCAAUUUUAGUAUGUAUAAUAUUUUCCUCGAGGAGAAAAAUGUUCAUUUCACAUUCGGUACAAAAUAAAAUAUAGGUAUUUUUGGAGUAUACUGUACUGUUGGCUACACGUAUAAUGUCUUGUAUGUUUUAUAGUUACAUAAUUUGAAAGAAAUAAGACCAUUGUGCUCA